This is a messenger RNA of Neoarius graeffei (lesser salmon catfish), 1214 nucleotides long. RefSeq names its product von Hippel-Lindau binding protein 1 (gene vbp1). The transcript is spliced from 6 exons. Gene Ontology annotation, molecular function: tubulin binding. The record is from RefSeq and is a predicted model, not a curated record. Bases 29 to 616 code for a protein of 195 amino acids. Gene Ontology annotation, cellular component: cytoplasm; prefoldin complex. Lineage: Eukaryota; Metazoa; Chordata; Actinopteri; Siluriformes; Ariidae. Gene Ontology annotation, biological process: tubulin complex assembly; protein folding; microtubule-based process.
AAGAGGAAGCUCUUUGGCUCUUUCCAAAAUGGCGGCCACCAUAGAGAGCAGCAGUGCUGGAGCUGCGAAUAAGAAAAAACACUUAGGGAUUCCGGAAGCGGUGUUUGUAGAAGAUGUGGAUUCGUUUAUGAAGCAGCCCGGCAAUGACACGGCAGAUGCCGUACUGAGGAAGCUUGAUGAACAGUACCAGAAAUAUAAAUACAUGGAACUCAACCUGGUUCAGAAAAAAAUGAGGUUGAAAAACCAGAUUCCACAAAUCAAGCAGACAUUAGAAAUCUUACGGCACAUGCAGAAGAAAAAGGACUCUACAGAUCCGAUGGAAACACAUUUCCUGUUGGCUGAUAAUGUGUACUGCAAGGCCUCCGUCCCACCCACGGAUAAAGUGUGUUUGUGGCUUGGGGCCAACGUAAUGUUAGAGUAUGAUAUCGAUGAAGCUGAGACGCUGCUGGAGAAGAAUCUGGGCACGGCUUCUCGAAACCUGGAGUCUCUAGAGGAGGACCUGGACUUCCUCCGAGACCAGUUCACAACCACUGAAGUCAAUAUGGCACGUGUGUACAACUGGGAUGUCAAGAAGAGGAGCAAAGACAACCUUCUUAAAUCAGCUGAGAGGUCUUAGGAGACGUAACGCUUCCUUGUCAGUGAAACACCCCAGUCAGUUUCUCUCCGCACUGUUAUAUAUUGACUUUUUUUUUUUUUGUUACUUUUAAAGUAUUUUUUCAAGUAAAAUGGAAAUGAAACAGAAGUCAUAAUGUCCGUUUUUAUUUUUUUCAUUAAUCAAUAGUUGUUUUUGUUUUUACUUACCUGGUUGUUCCGUUUAUUUUCUGACUUGAGUCUGGUGUUCAUGACACUGAGGUCAACUGUUUCCUGUCAAGGGGAGAAGUAUACUGCUUCUGAAAGUCACGGAGGAGACACUGCAUCAAAGGGGUGGAUUGCUCUAAAGGGGGAAAACGUGUGUUUAAUAAACCCUUCCGGGGGAAACGUGUGUUCACUGGUUAACCUUCCCAUCUGUCCUGACUCCUUUCACUUUCUCCUGUCUGUCUCCUGCUUCUCUUGACUCCACAGCUCUUACCUCUGCUGAAACGUCUGUGUGUGUGGGGUUCCCCCCCCUUCCCUUUUUACUUCUUUUUCAACUGUAUUUAUUUGUUAAAUUGUAUCCAUUAAAACUGAAUGAGCAACUCACAAUGAAGCUUUAGGGAAAGACACAAAGUGAACAA